This is a messenger RNA of Tachysurus vachellii, 1849 nucleotides long. It is a transcript of the gene tspan4a, whose product is annotated as tetraspanin 4a. The record is from RefSeq and is a predicted model, not a curated record. The transcript has 7 exons. The coding region runs from base 275 to 1240 and encodes 321 amino acids. Gene Ontology annotation, cellular component: membrane. NCBI's taxonomy places the organism in Eukaryota, Metazoa, Chordata, Actinopteri, Siluriformes, Bagridae.
AAGGUGGAGGUGAAGGGUUAGAACGAUUUACUGAAGCAUUUGUUUGAUAAAUCAGAGAAUUCAGAUAAGAUCUUCAUCUUAAGUAAGAUUUUAGUGUCGCUCUUUGGAAUUAUGUAAACUUUAUGCCACACCCAGACACACCCACACGUCGACCUUUUUUUGUCUUCUAAAUCAAACAAAAAUCUAAAUUGGUCCUAAUUUUUUUGAGCUCUUGAUUGGCACAGUGGGGAUCGUUUGGCCCUCGGGGGCCUCUGCGGCCUCCUCCAAUCUAAAGAUGAGGCGAUCCAGCACAGAUGAGACUCCAUACCGGCGCAGUCCGUCUCUGGACAGUAAGACUGGCUCGCCUCCGUUCUGUUUUGGGAGCGAGCGCGAGCACCGUGGUGCGCCUUUCGGGUUCAGCUUUCGCACGGCCCCGGGGACGAAGACAGCCAAAGCGGGUUACGCAACAGCGCAGGGCAGGAAGUAUGUGGUUUUUUACCUGGACCUCUCCUUCAUUUUCCUCCUAGAGCUGCGCCGCUGCAGGAUGGCUGAGGGCUGCAUGAGGGCCCUGCGUUACGCCAUGGUGUUCUUCAACCUGCUCUUCUGGCUGGGGGGAUGUGGGAUUCUGGGAGUAGGCGUAUGGCUGUCAGUCACCCAAGGAAGCUUCGCUACUCUCUCCACCUCUCUGCCGUCUCUGUCUGCUGCCAAUCUCCUCAUCGCCGUGGGAACCAUCAUCAUGGUGAUCGGCUGCCUGGGAUGCGUCGGCGCCGUCAAGGAGAGUCGGCCACUGCUUCUCAGUUUCUUUGUCCUGCUGCUCCUGAUCUUCCUGCUGGAGGUUCUGUUCAUCAUCCUCUUCUUCGCAUAUCAGGAUCAGAUUGACCAUUACGCUCAAAGUGACCUGAAAAAAGGCCUGCAGCUGUUCGGCACUGAGGGAAACAUCGGCCUGACCAACGCCUGGAGCAUCGUCCAGACUGACUUUCGUUGCUGUGGCGUAAAUAAUCACACCGACUGGUUUGACGUGUACAACACUACACGUGUCCCGGACUCCUGCUGCCUGGAAUACAGCGACAACUGUGGCCUGGAAAAUCCCGGGACAUGGUGGACUGCUCCGUGUUACGAGCGGGUGAAGAGCUGGCUCCAGGAAAACCUCGUAGCUCUGUGGAUUUUCGCUCUGUGCACAGCUCUAACGCAGAUCUUAGGGCUGGUGUUCUCCAUGACUAUCUUCUGCCAGGCCGUUAAAGUGGACACGUUCUACACCUAGAAACAUUUUAUAGGACACUUUUAUUUUGUGAGAAACAGGAAACCUUCAUCUCUUUUCUUGUCUUUGUUUUUUUUUCUUUAUAUGUUGAUGUGACAUCAUCAUCGUGUUCUCCAGCUGGACGUUUCUUCUCUCCAGCGUCGAGUCCACUAGCUAACGCAGUGUUCACCAAACGUUCUCGUAAGAUCGUGACAAUGAAAUUCUGAUUAAAGAGAAGAAAGUUUAAUCGUUUUACCGUCCGGAUCAAAUCAUCUCAUCCAUUCCAGUGAGCAGAAAAGUGGACAGAAGACGUGACGUGACGUCAUCGAGGAAUCAUCGGCAACCCGCUGUAACGUCACAGAAAGUAAUUACAGGAAACGUUACAGCUUGGAGAAGAAAGAAAAAAAAAAAUGGCCUUUUUGAGUAUAAAAUAAUAACCUGAGUCCUGAACACAUUCCAGAGCUGAAGAUAUCUGCAGUUUAAUCAGAUCAUAAGAAGAGAUUUGUCAAAAAAAAACAUCAUUUAUCUUCAUUAAGUAACAGACGUGCGUGUAAAUAUAUGUACUUCCUCUGGGAUCUUUCAAAAUCCGUACUUAUUAUAAUGUAAAAAUAUAAAUAAAGCUUUUAUAGUGAA